Clunio marinus is the source of this 507-nucleotide messenger RNA. The record is from the annotation of a GenBank genome assembly. Lineage: Eukaryota; Metazoa; Arthropoda; Insecta; Diptera; Chironomidae.
AUGGGAUCAAAGAAGAAAUUAGCUCAGAAGCUUGAACGUGCAACACAUGCAAACUCUAGAAGAACAUUAGCAGUUAUUAGAGAUAUCAAAAAAAUAAAUAAACGAGAUAAAAUUAAAGGCGAUUUUGCUACAAAGGCCAACAUUGAAGGCAAGAAGCUUUCAUUUUUUGCAGAGAAGAUAGAAGACAAAAAUGAAGCAUUAACAGCUGAAGAAUUCGAAGCAAUAAUUAACGAAUACUUUCAUAGAUUUGAUGAUGAACUUGAGCAAAUACAAUUAAAGACUCAAAUUAACAGCAGACGAAGAAAUCAACAUUCAAGUCGAGAAUCGAUCAUUAAAAUAACUCUCGAGAAAGAUAUCAACAAUUUCAAAGCUGGUGGCAUGGAACUCUUAGAUCUUUGCGACCCAAUUCAAUUUAAAGCUCUUAAAGAUUGGGAUGGCAAUGCUCACAAUAUUCAACAUUUAAAAAUGAAAUUCAUUUCGAAAAGUUAUCUUGACCAGCUCAAGUAA